ACCCAUUGGUUUUUUAGACUGCCGGAUCCGACCGUUGACCCGAAAAACCACUUUGUGUGGGAUAGAGAGACCUCCUCUGCCAAAAAGAUCAAACGGAAAAAUGGAGGAACCCAUCCCGGAACCCGGAUCCGUACCCUUCUCCUCCGCCUCCAACGGCGGUAGAUCCAUAGAGGAAUGCCAAUCCAUGAUCCAAAGAAGUCUUCGAAUUCCAAUGGUGAAGUUUCUGAGGGAGCAUUUGGAGAAAUCUGGGUGUGUAGUUGGGGACAAGUUCAUCAGGGCCGCCCGUUGUAACAAGCAAAUCAGUGGCGGUUACGUUCGCGGCGAAGGGAUUAUGGUUUGUAGUAAUCACAUGAACAUUCAAGACGAGGUGGACCAAGUGGUGAUACAUGAGCUAAUUCACGCGUAUGAUGACUGCCGUGCUAGAAACUUGGACUGGGCUAACUGUGCUCACCAUGCUUGCAGUGAGAUUCGGGCCGGUCAUCUAAGUGGUGAUUGCCACUACAAGCGGGAAUUUCUGCGGGGUUAUAUGAAGCUACGAGGCCAUGAACAAGAAUGUGUGAGAAGAAGAGUCAUGAAAUCAGUGAUUGCUAACCCUUACUGCUCAGAAGCAGCUGCAAAGGAUGCCAUGGAAGCUGUCUGGGAUGUUUGUUACAAUGAUACACAGCCCUUUGACAGAGCUCCCUGAAACAUGCUGAUCACUACUUGCCAAUGCCAAACCAGCUGUCCCUUCCAGUUUUCUUGUAGGAAUGGUGUUGUAGCAGACUCUGGCUUUGAAGCGAGUAAUAUGCCCUUAUUUUUGAGUUGAAAUGACUUAAGUCAAUCAGAAAGCUCAUUUUAUUUAGAUUCUUUCUCCAUUUUCUCUGAGAUAUAACUGCAUAAAGAGAAUUUUACAUUUUUGAAUGUUAUACAUUAUUGUACACCAAUGAUUGAUGCUUUCUCAGAGACAAAUUCAAAUUCAAAGAAUAAGAAUCCCUUUAUUAGUUGUGCCUCUUUCAAUCAGAAGAAGUAUGUAUUUUUGUUAUAAUGCUGAUCGAAUGCUUCUGUCAUUAGAGGAAUGCAAUUUAUGAUGAUUGGAAUGUGAGUACUGAGCAUGUUUUGCUGGAAUUGACUCCUUAAGAAAAAUGUAAAUUGUAAACCUUUCAGUUAUUUGCAAUUGUGCUCAUGUUUGAAACCCUCGUUUGAAACCAUCUUAUGCUUUGCAUAAUUAAACUGAUCUGAUGAAAUAGAAUGGUGUGUGUGGAAUGCAUAUUUCAAAGCCUUUUGAAAUGACAACUGCCUUGCCAAGGAAGUCCAAAUCUGGAAGCAAAUUCAGUUGAUAGGCAAGAACAAAGUUGGCCAACUUCAUUGAAAUGGUUCUGUUAUAACAGUGAGACACCAAGAAGAAAAGCUCCAGUCAGAAAUGCUAAGAUAGACAUGAUUGCUGCAGCUUUGAACAAUUUGCUGACAUUGGUUUCAGAUAGUGUUUUCUGCAGAUCUUCUUUAAACACAUCUUUGUGCACACCUCUGAUAUGCAUUGUCAGUCAUUAACUCUAAUUCAAAACAAUUAUACAGAUGAGAGGUACGAAGAAAAGCUUCAGGCAUAAAUUCUAAGACAUGAUAGCUACAGCUUUGAACAAUUUGCUGAUAUUGGUUUCAAAUCAUGUUAUUUGCAGAUCUUCUAUAAACACAUCUUUGUGCACACCUCUGAUAUGCAUUGUUAGUCAUUUACUUUAAUUCAAAAUCAUUCAUAUGGAUGAGAGGUACGCAUAAGCGAUAUGCACAGGAGAUGUGUAAGUAACAUUUUGUUCCCAUUUCUGAGGUUGCCAAUUGAGCCACUUAGCUGACUGGCUGGUUGACCGGGUGAGCCUAGUCUUCAAUCUUCUACAAUGUAAACGGCUAUAGUUUAUUUGGAGAUUGUGGACCAUGUGGUCAUAUAUCCUCAUGACUUUAUUCUUUUUGAGUAUUAUACUUGUAGAAAGAACAAAAAGAACCUGAACAUGUUAGCCUAUACACAUUCUUCUUUUUAGAUUUUCGUGUUAGCUAGAUUUUUGUAUGAUGCAUGUUGUCAUUAUUUAAAUGGUUUUUUUUUUCCAUCUUUCCUUCAUUUUUAUUCAUUAGUGGGUCCUUUUCCUACUCUUAUCCUCUUGAUAAAGGGCAGCCAGUUGCAUGUUGCAGAGUUAGAAGUGUUUUGCAUAGCAUUUUAGAUAGAGGUGGGAGGGAUGAGCAUGGAGAAGGUCUAAUAUGAAGGUGGGAUAUCUUCUUAAGAUGAUCGUCUUUCUCUUCUUUCUCAGUAGAUACCACACAGUUGCUAUUAGACCACACGUCUCAGGUAUAAAUAGAUUGCAUUUACUGCAUUGGCAUUGGUUUUUUCAGUUGUAUAUGCAUUUAAGCCGAGCACUAAAUUGAUUAGUUUGCAGGUGCAAGGGGGUUGUGGGAUCAGCAUCAGGAAUUGGAAAGGAAACAUGUAAAUGUGCACGAGCCAGUGUCUCAGUGGUUGUCCGAGGACUAUUCUCUACCUCACAGAAGGCGACCUGUGCACAAUAAGCUGGACCCUUGAGUCAUGCCCUUCUGUCUCUCUCUGCUGAGCGUUCUGUUCUUCCUUGUAGUGAGUCACUUGGCUUUUAGUGUUGUUGAUCUUUUAUUACUGGCUUGAGGGUUGGUUUGACAUGGGGUAACUUUAGCUUCAUUAGCAUUUAGCACAACCAUGAGUAAAGUAAUGGAUAAAUAUUCCCUGUUUUCGCAGUUUCAGUUAGUUUUCAUUCUAGUUUUCAAUAUGAUGGAACUUGUACAUGAAAUCCUUGGUUUGUGAAACCUGAGGUGCAGUGUUGAAUAUAGCAAUGGAUCCUGCUUGUUUCCAA
Quercus lobata is the source of this 2837-nucleotide messenger RNA. Its product is annotated as Ku70-binding family protein. NCBI's taxonomy places the organism in Eukaryota, Viridiplantae, Streptophyta, Magnoliopsida, Fagales, Fagaceae. Gene Ontology annotation, biological process: mitochondrial protein processing; mitochondrial proton-transporting ATP synthase complex assembly. Gene Ontology annotation, molecular function: metalloendopeptidase activity. The record is from RefSeq and is a predicted model, not a curated record. The coding region runs from base 101 to 685 and encodes 194 amino acids. The transcript is spliced from 5 exons.